AUGACAACAAGCGGAGAUAGCGGCGGAGGGUGGCUCUGCGACAGCAGCAGACGGAGGAGGGUCGGACGUCCGCUGCUUCUUGGUCGGCUGCUAGGUGCGAGGGAGAAGGUUCGAUCGGUGAUGAGAGAGGUGUCUCCGGGUCUUGACGAGAAGAAGAAAGAACGGGAUGGGGGUAGGGCAGCAAUGAGGGUCGAUGGGGUCCGAAGAGAUGGAAGGCGUGAAGAAGCAGCGAAGUCUUCUUCGUCUCUUCCGGCUGUGAGGUGUGAGGUCUGGACAUUGCAAGCUGGUGGGGAUUCGGUGGUGAAGGUCGACGGGAAAGAGGAAAAGUCUCGAUUGAAGAGGAAUCAGCAACAGCAAAAUGUUUGA
This is a messenger RNA of Lactuca virosa, 366 nucleotides long. Lineage: Eukaryota; Viridiplantae; Streptophyta; Magnoliopsida; Asterales; Asteraceae. The record is from the annotation of a GenBank genome assembly.